This is a messenger RNA of Anneissia japonica, 417 nucleotides long. Its product is annotated as inter-alpha-trypsin inhibitor heavy chain H3-like. The coding region runs from base 52 to 417 and encodes 121 amino acids. Lineage: Eukaryota; Metazoa; Echinodermata; Crinoidea; Comatulida; Comatulidae. The record is from RefSeq and is a predicted model, not a curated record. The transcript is spliced from 2 exons.
GUGGUAACCGGUAAACUAAAGGCGACUAACAUUACCAACGACAUUCUUGAAAUGACAAUUGCUGCAAAUUCCGUCGAUGUUGCUAUAGAAUUUCCACUUACAGUUGAUACAGAGAAACCACCCGAAGUACUCCUUAAAAAAUAUGUAAUUGAUGAUUUUGCUGAGCGUCUAUGGGCGUAUUUGUCUAUUAAAGACCUGUUACGGCGUCGUGGUAUCAGUAAUAGCGGCGCUGAAAAAGAAGAAUUGAAACAGCAGGCCCUUGAACUAUCUCUUGAGUAUCACUUCGUCACUCCACUCACGUCACUGAUUGUAGUUAAACCAGAAGAGGAUAAACCAGAAUAUAUUGCAUCGAAUGAAGAGGAACAGAAAGAAGAGGACGACGUUCAGUCAGGUAAAACAAACUUUGCGAAGCGUUAG